GUCGAGAAGAUGUGUAGUAAGGGAGGUAAGCACCAUUGCUCGCUACGGACGCCGUGAGAUCGCGGUAAAUUUGUUAACUUUCAGGAGUUAUAAUGUCAACGGAUAUGUCAACACAAUUUAUGUAAAAUGUUAUUUUAUGCGUGAGCUGUUUCUUUAGAGCUACGUGUAAGCGUAUUUAUUCCUUUUAUACAGCGUAUGAUUUCUCGGUUGUCUCGUUGCUAACGUCCUCGAAGGAGGCCCCUGAUCAGUGAUCUAAGUAGAAUUAUUGUUAUUGAGGUCUUCGAUAUUGACUGAUUAAUGCGCAGUAGACCAAACGUGGUGGGAAAGAGACAAGAAGACUGGUGUUUAUAGAUAGUGAUUUUAUUUUAACACAUGGGAAGUAAUAACAGUAAGAAUUCUCCACCAGUAGCACUAAUGCCUCCAUCCUACACCCAGCUACAAGAUAAUCCAGCUGGCACUAGACACACAGAACAGAAAGAAAUAUCUGAUCUAGAGAAAUCUCAGUUGAAACCACAGUCUCAAAAGCAGUUAAACCGCAAGAAUAGAUUGGUGAAUAAAGAAGUGCCAGUUGAAUCUGUUAGCCUUUCCACAACUACAGCAGCAGUUGCUAUUCCACCAAAGACAGUCAUGGCUGCAAAAGAAGAGGAAGAGGCUCUGCCUUUAGAACCUGAAGAUCAGAGAAAGUUUGACACAAUCCUUCGGACAGUUAAUGCAUUAGUAUGUGAGUCUAGCUUGCUUGAAGCAGCCAAUAAAAAUGUCACAAGACUGGGACUAAAGCGGGUGCUGCCUGAACACAUAUCUUUUGUAAAACUACUGUCUAAACUUGAAAAUCUGCAAGUUUUGGAUCUGUCUGGCAACAAUAUGGGCCCUCAGGCUGUUCGUGCCCUGUGUCUUGCUCUACCACCUAACUGCUGCCUUGCCAGUCUCAGCAUUGCUGAUAACAAGACAGACACAGACACUGCAGAGUGUGUGGGGUUCUUGCUAACAAAUGGACCUCCUCUUGUUUACCUGGAUGUGUCUGGUAACUACCUGGGCAAAGACUUCUUUUCACGCUGUGUUGGAGAAGCUCUUAAGACAAACACCACUCUGCAGACUCUUAGGGCUCAGAGUAUAGGAAUGGUCGAUGCAAACAGUUUGCUUGAGGGACUGAAGGAGAAUUCUUCACUGGUAGAGAUAGAUUUAAGCAACAAUACUGUGACUGACAGAAAAUCUAUUGGCUUGGGCAUAGCAGAGUGUUUGAAGAAGCCUAACUGCUGCUUACAGUCACUAGCACUGGCUAGCAGUAACUUAAAUCCUGAAGGUCUACAACUACUGACAAGUGGACUAUCUGCUAACUUUUCUCUGCUGGCCAUCAAUGUCAGUAACAAUGAGUUUGGUUCCCUUCAAAUACUGCUUAACUUCGUGGUGACAGCAUUUUCUCACCCAAAUCUUCAGAAUCUUCACCUAAGUGAUGCAAAAAUCAGUGACAUGACUGUUAAAGGUCCAGGUCCACCAUCUAAAGACAACCCAUCAAAGCUGCGAGUUUUAAGUUUCAACUCAUCACAAGUUACUGAUGAUUUCUUCAAGUGUUUGUCUGCUGUGUUCAGAGGCAGACUCCUUCACCUGUUGGACGUUGAUCUGAGCAACAAUCCUAAUCUAUCAGUUGUUUGUCUAGAAGAGCUGAGGAAGAUGACCUCACAGGAAGGAGGUGGCAGUGGUCUAAGUAAGCUCACAUUUGCUAUGAAUGACAUGGAGGGGCUGCCAGCAUAUCUGUCACCAGAGCGGUUCCCAGGUCUUGCUUACCUCAACAUCAGAAAGACGAAGCUGUCUUCUAAUGCAUUCAUAGCUCUAUCAGGGCUUGUUACUGCAGCGGGGUUGCCUUUGUCAACUCUUGUACUGGAUGGUCUGAAGUUGUCAGGGACAGAGACACUAAAAAAUCUCUGUGGUAACUUGUGUGCCAGCAAGAUUACAGCUUUAAGUCUAAGUAGCUGCUCUCUGGCAGAUGAAGAUCUUUUGCAUCUGGUAGGAGCAGUACAAUCAGGAUUCCAGUCUCACAUGCUGAAGCUGUCAGAUAAUCGCCUGACAGAUGCAGCAGUGAAGGGCCUUGCAGAAUGUUUGAAGUCCUUUCCAAGGCAUCCACUUUCUGUGCUGGAUUUGUCUGUGAAUCAGAUCCAUGAUGAGGGUGCAAAGAACCUUUGUGGUGUCUACACCAACAAGAAGCACACAUCUAGUCUUCACAGCCUUAACCUUGCCAACAAUGGAAUUGGCAAGGAGGGUCUCCUGGCACUUGUGGCAUGUAUGGGAGGAAAGUUUCCACUGAAAUGCCUGUAUGUGAAUGAUCAGGCAGCAUCUUUUCUUGAAAGUGAGGUGGAGGAGAUCUGCAGUAAGCUUGCAGCUGCACUGGGAUUUACUAUGAAGAUAUCAGAGGAGAAAAUUCAGAGAGGAUGCAGUAAUCUGCCCCCGCUUCCAGAAGGCUUUUUUGUAAACAUUCGCGGCUUAGGAGGGCAUACAGGUGAGGUUGUAUCUGCACUUGACUGUCCAGCAAUUGUCACAGACACUGCAAGCAAACGUCCUUUGACACUGACCUUAGAGCAGGCCCUAGAAAUAGCAGCCAGCUUUCAACGAGACAAGACAGGCCUGUGCUCACUAUCUAAAGAGGACUGGGAUCGAAUCACUGGAGCUGAUAAAGACAACAGCAUACCUUCCUGGCUGAAGUUAGCUGAAAGCCGCUGUAAAGCCUUGUACCUAAGCAACCUUCCAGGGAACAGCACCACACAGAGAAUAGAAGCUCUGUUUGAAAUGGAGGCAGACUGUUCCAUUGAUGAAGUUGUUCUGACAAAGGAUCCUGUCACACGGAACAACAGUGGCACUGGAUGGAUCCUGUUUUCUGAUGCUGAGUCUUUGAAGAAAGCAGUUGACUUCUGUAAUUCAGGCCAGGCCCAGGUAUUUGGCACACCUUUCAGUGCUGCACAAUUGAAAAUUACCUUGAAGGACAAAGGCGACUCAGCUGAGGCUUCCAAAGCAAGGCAGGAUAUGGCUGAGCGACAGCGGGCUCGAGCAGCAGAGGACAGGGCCUACCGUCAGUUGAUUCAGCAAAACACUGAAGAAUCAUGGAAGCGCCAUGCUUACCGACUUGCCCACCCAGCUUAUGCUGAUGGACGUAUCUGGUAAACAGAUCUUUGCAGCUGAAGGAUGUGAAGGAUCUAACAUUCAACAUUGAUCCAGAAUGCAUUUGGGCUUCUUGCACACUCAGCAUUGUGGCAGCCUGACCUAAUUAAGAACUAGUAGAAAAAGAGCUGUUUGGAUGCCUACAGAUUGGAGUGUAGAGAAUAAAACAAAUGUAAUGGCAAUGCAGCUGACCUCUCUUCUCCCAUAUCCCGAGAUAGAAGGAACCUGUAUAUAUAAUCUCAGUAAGGUAUAUGCACUACAACAGUCCUUGUGUUAGGUAAGUUUUAUCUUUUCUAAAUAGUUUUAAAACAGUUUUUAUUGAGUUUAAGCAAAGUAACAUUUGCUUUUGCAAGCCAGCAAAUAAUUGGUGCAGCUGUUGGUAUCAGGUUCUGAUCUUGGCUCUGACACUUCUGGAUAUGACACCUGUUUACAGGACUGUCAUUGGUUUUCUCUGGGUACUCCAGUAUCCUCCACCCUGUGUUUGUGUGUGCAUGUGAGUGCACAUGCACUGUGCAGAGUUUUUGCAUGUUUAUGUGUGUGUUCUGUGUGCAUGAUCAUGACGAUGCAUUUGAUGUCUACUCUAAAAAGGUGUGUUCUCAUGCACACGUAUUGAGCCUGGCUGGUACUAAGGAAGGAUCGACAUUAAAUUAAAUUAAAAAUGCAUAGAGUCACACAGGCUACAUAUACUUAAGUCACAUGUAUUAAGCAUUAUCAUUUAGAAAUCUAAUAGAUUGAACAAUAUAAGUGAUUCGUAGUUGUCUUCCAUCUUCUAGUAGACUGAGUGGUUGUAUAUCCACCUUUACCACUAACAUUAUCGUCGUUUCUGUGAAUUCUCCAAGUGCACAGACAUACCCAUGAGUAUUUCAUUUUUAUAGUCUCUUAACCCAAGCAACAAGACUAUAAAGUACAUAUAAAUACUUUUUUAUUUUUCUGAGAUAAAAUUUCUACUCCUAACAAAAAUGAUUUAAGCAGAUAGAUGAAUGCUACAAGUGUUGAGAGCUAUUGUCAUUAAAAAAUAUAUAAUAUAAAAAAAAAUAACAAUAUAUGUGUAUAUAAAUCUUUCCAUAUCGUUCAUGUUACAGCUGCUAUUAUCUAGUAAAAAUAAGAGCUAUUUUAAUGUGUUCCUGUAUUUUUUAAAUGUUCUGUCAUUAGACUUUCAUGUUUAUUUAGCUGUUCUCAAAAUAGAUUUUGACAUGUAUGAACUACAACCCAUAUUUUUGAAGGAUUUAAUUGCCAGCAGGCAUUACUGUGAUAUUCAUGUAGUUAUAUUUACCAGAUUGUAGCACAUUCCCAGCCACAAACAGGAGUCUGUGAUAUUGCUGUGAUACACCCAUAGUUUUGAAUUUACUAAUAAAGAUUCAACCUCUUCA
Pomacea canaliculata is the source of this 4517-nucleotide messenger RNA. RefSeq lists its product as uncharacterized. The record is from RefSeq and is a predicted model, not a curated record. Gene Ontology annotation, biological process: activation of GTPase activity; nucleocytoplasmic transport. Bases 373 to 3150 code for a protein of 925 amino acids. The transcript has 21 exons. Gene Ontology annotation, molecular function: small GTPase binding; RNA binding; GTPase activator activity. Gene Ontology annotation, cellular component: perinuclear region of cytoplasm; nucleus; cytosol. Lineage: Eukaryota; Metazoa; Mollusca; Gastropoda; Architaenioglossa; Ampullariidae.